AGCAGCAUCAGAGAGACCACCACAAGUCACCUUGGCCAUUACCAGUGGCAGUAACAGUAAUAGUAAUAGGAGUAACAAUGUUGAAUAUGUUCCAGAACCCUUUGACAGUGAAAGGUUGCCAACUAGUUUUGCUUCUGAAAUCCAAAGGUUCCUUCGUGUGGCCAACUUGCUGGGAAAGGAGGAGCCUCGUGUUGCAUAUCUUUGCCGUGUUCAUGCCUUUGUGAUUGCACACAACUUGGACAAAAAUUCUAGUGGAAGGGGUGUUAGACAAUUCAAAACUGCACUACUUCAUCGACUUGAACAGGAUGAGCAUGUUACAAAAAGGAAGGGAACAAGUGACAUUCGUGAACUUAAGAAUGCUUACCGAGAAUACAGGAAUUAUUUUAUGUCACAUGAUAAAGCAUUUUAUCUAGAACAAAGUGAAAGACAAAAAUUGAUAGAAGCACGAAAUAUUGCUUCUGUUCUGUUUGAGGUGCUAAAAACAGUGACAGACACAGCUAGUUCUCAGGCACUUAUUGAAGGAAAUGCAAUCCAUAAAAAAACUGAAUAUAACAUUCUUCCACUUGAGCAAGGAGGAAUUCAGCAUGCAAUUAUGCAGCAUCCUGAGAUUAAGGCUGCCAUUGCAGUUAUUCGCAAUGUUCGCGGUUUACCCCCGGCUCAAGAUUUCAAGAAGCACGGAGCCUUUGUGGAUUUAUUUGAUUUUCUUCAGCAUUGUUUUGGAUUUCAGGAAGCCAAUGUGGCCAACCAAAGGGAACAUCUGAUUCUACUCCUAGCCAACAUGCAGACUCGUCAAACUCUCAACCACAGUCCUGCUUUGAAGUUAGCAGAAGGAGGUGUGGAUGAAUUAAUGAGGAAGUUUUUCAAAAACUAUACAAACUGGUGCAAGUUUUUGGGAAGAAAAAGCAAUAUCCGUUUACCUUUUGUGAAACAAGAAGCCCAACAAUAUAAAAUUUUAUACAUUGGGCUUUACCUGCUUAUAUGGGGGGAGGCAGCUAAUUUGCGGUUCAUGCCUGAAUGUCUCUGUUAUAUCUUUCAUCAUAUGGCAUAUGAAUUGCAUGGAAUUUUAAGUGGUGCUAUCAGCUUAACAACAUGGGAAAAGGUCAUGCCUGCAUACGGAGGAGAACUGGAGUCUUUCCUUAACAAUGUUGUCACUCCAAUAUACAAAGUUAUAAAAAAUGAAGUUGCCAAUAGCAAAGGCGGUGCAGCGGCUCAUUCUGUAUGGAGAAACUAUGAUGAUCUGAAUGAGUAUUUCUGGUCCCCUGAUUGUUUCAAAAUUGGUUGGCCCAUGCGUGAAGACCAUGAAUUUUUCUUUGUAAAAGAUAUACCGGAACCAAAUGACAAUAAUGAUCAUGAUGCGUCACCUGGUAAAAAGAAAGAGAAGAAAAAGAAAGAGAAGAAAAAGAAGGAAAAGAGCGAUGAUGGUGAAGAAGAACAAAAGGUGAUUAAUACAGAGGAGGAAAGUCAUGAACCACGAUGGCUGGGAAAGACAAAUUUUGUAGAGAUUCGUUCAUUCUGGCAAGUUUUUAGAAGCUUUGAUAGAAUGUGGAGCUUUUUUAUUCUAUCCCUUCAGGCCAUAAUAAUCAUUGCUUGUCAUGACUUGGGAUCUCCACUUCAGUUGUUUGAUGCCAUAGUAUUUGAGGACAUAAUUAGCAUCUUCAUAACCUCUGCAAUUCUUAAGCUUAUUCAAGCAAUUUUAGACAUUGCCUUUGCGUGGAAAGCAAGAUAUACCAUGGAAUAUUCUCAAAAGGUGAAACUUGUGAUGAAGCUGGUCUUUGCCAUUAUAUGGACUAUUGUUCUUCCUGUAUGCUAUACUAAUUCGAGAAGAAAAUAUACUUGUUAUUCCACAAAAUAUGGAAGCUUGAUUGAGGAAUGGUGCUUUACUUCCUAUAUGGUUGCAGCAGCAAUAUACUUGACAACUAAUGCAGUUGAAGUUGUGUUAUUUUUUGUCCCUGCUGUUGCCAAGUAUAUUGAGGUCUCUAAUUACCAGAUAUGCAGAGUUUUGUCUUGGUGGACUCAGCCCAGAAUCUAUGUUGGUCGGGGGAUGCAAGAAGACCAGGUUUCAGUUUUAAACUACAGCUUUGAGAUAAAACCACUCAUAGCACCAACCAGACAAAUUAUGAAAAUUGGUGUAAAGUAUGAUUGGCAUGAGCUUUUUCCAAGAGUCAAAAGUAAUGCUGGUGCAAUUGUCGCUGUGUGGAGCCCUGUAGUAAUUGUUUACUUUAUGGACACACAAAUUUGGUAUUCUGUGUUCUGUACAAUAGUUGGUGGACUUUAUGGCAUUUUGCAUCACCUUGGUGAGAUAAGGACACUUGGAAUGCUGAGAAGUAGAUUUGACUCCUUACCCGCAGCAUUUAAUGUUAGUCUGAUCCCACCAUCUUCCAAACGUGGUAAAAAGAAAAGAAAAGGUCUCCUCAGCAAUAUAUUUCAAAAGUUGCCAGAUGAAAAAAAUGCCACUGCCAAAUUUGUUGUAGUAUGGAAUCAAAUUGUAAAUCAUCUUCGGCUUGAAGACUUGAUCAGUAACAGAGAGAUGGAUUUGAUGAUGAUGCCUGUAUCUUCAGAAUUGUUUUCAGACAAGGUUCAUUGGCCUGUUUUUCUCUUGGCAAGUAAGUUUUAUACAGCUUUGACCAUUGCUAAAGAUUUUGAGGGAAAGGAUGAGGUUCUUGCUAAGAAAAUUACAAAGGACAUAUACAUGUUUUAUGCUGUAAGAGAGUGUUACCAGUCACUGAAGUACGUGCUUGAAAUUCUUGUUGUGGGCAGCAUGGAGAAUAGGAUGAUAUGUGAUAUACUAAGCGAAAUUGAAAAGAAUAUCCAAGAAACAAGUCUUCUAAAGAACUUCAACUUGAAAGUUCUCCCAGCUCUGCAUGCAAAGGUCAUCGAGCUAGCUGAACUUCUGGUAAUUGUCUCCCAGAUCUAUACUAAAUGCCAAAUGGAGGGAGAUAAAGAUCAUCAUCACAAAGUUGUGAAAGCCUUGCUAGAUAUGUUGGAACUGGUAACAAAUGAUAUGAUGGUUGAUUCCAGAAUAAUGGAUAUGUUACACUUUCCCGACCAAAAUGAGCAUGGCUUUGUCUAUUUUAGAAAUGAUGAUCAACUAUUUGACAGAGUGGAAUUGAAUAGAGAUUUCUAUCCAUUUGCCAAUGAGAAUUCUAUCCAUUUUCCAUUGCCAGAAAAUGGCCCUCUGAUGGAAAAGAUCAAGCGAUUUCAUUUGUUGCUUACAGUCAAAGAUACAGCAAUGGGCAUCCCUGCUAACUUAGAUGCUCGUAGGCGCAUAUCAUUCUUUGCUACUUCUCUGUUUACAGAUAUGCCUGAUGCUCCAAAAGUGCACAAAAUGUUGCCAUUCAGUGUUAUAACUCCACAUUACAUGGAGGACAUUAAUUUUUCGCUGAAGGAGCUUGGUUCAGAAAAAGAGGAGGACUCCAUCAUCUUCUACAUGCAAAAGAUAUAUCCAGAUGAAUGGACAAACUUUUUGGAACGCUUGGCAUGUGAUAACCGUAAGAGUUUAGAAGAUGAACACAAAACAGAAGAUCUUAGACUGUGGGCAUCAUUCCGGGGCCAGACACUAAGCAGAACAGUUAGAGGGAUGAUGUACUACAGAGAAGCCUUAAAAUUACAAGCAUUUCUUGACAUGGCUGAAGAAGAAGAUAUUCUUGAGGGUUAUGAGAAUGCUGAAAGACGUAACCUCGCAUUGUUUGCUCGUCUAGAAGCACUAGCAGACAUGAAAUACACCUUUGUCAUUUCUUGUCAAUCAUUUGCAUCACAAAAGGCUAUGAAUGAUCCCCGUUAUCAAGAUAUAAUUGACUUAAUGAUAAGGUAUCCAUCUCUUCGUGUUGCUUAUAUUGAGGAAAAGGAGGAGAUAGUGCAGGGUAAACGCAUAGUAUAUUAUUCAUCUAAACUGGUUAAAGUCGUCAAUGGUUAUGAACAGACAAUAUAUCAAAUAAAACUACCUGGUUCACCAUAUCUUGGAGAAGGGAAGCCUGAAAACCAAAACAAUGCAAUAAUAUUCACUCGCGGUGAAGCCCUCCAAACGAUUGAUAUGAACCAAGAUAAUUACUUGGAAGAAGCUCUGAAAAUGAGAAACCUUCUUCAAGAAUUUCUUCGGCACCAAGGAAGACGUCCUCCUACAAUACUUGGAUUAAGGGAACACAUUUUCACAGGAAGUGUGUCUUCUCUGGCAUGGUUCAUGUCAUAUCAAGAGACCAGCUUUGUCACUAUUGGUCAAAGGCUUCUGGCUAAUCCUCUCAGGGUGCGGUUCCACUAUGGCCAUCCAGAUGUAUUUGACAGUGUUUUUCACAUCACAAGAGGAGGAGUAAGCAAAGCAUCUAAAACAAUUAACUUGAGUGAAGAUGUUUUUGCUGGAUUUAAUUCAACUUUAAGACGAGGAUGUAUUUCAUACCACGAAUAUUUGCAAGUUGGGAAAGGUCGUGAUGUAGGUCUAAACCAGAUCUCUAAAUUUGAAGCCAAGGUAGCAAAUGGAAACAGUGAACAAACUAUAAGCCGUGACAUAUUCCGCCUUGGACGGCAAUUCGAUUUUUUCCGGAUGCUAUCUUGUUAUUUCACUACAAUUGGAUUUUACUUCAGCAGCUUGAUUUCAGUGAUAGGAAUAUAUGUAUUUCUCUACGGGCAGCUAUACCUGGUGCUUAGUGGCUUGGAAAGAGCACUUAUCAUUGAGGCUAGAAUCAAGAAUGUACAGUCCUUAGAAACAGCUCUUGCCUCUCAAUCAUUUAUACAACUUGGACUUCUUACAGGCUUGCCAAUGGUAAUGGAAAUAGGCCUUGAGAAAGGUUUCCUCACAGCACUAAAAGACUUUGUCCUUAUGCAAUUGCAGCUAGCUGCUGUUUUCUUUACUUUCUCCCUUGGAACAAAAACACAUUACUAUGGCAGAACAAUUUUGCAUGGAGGUGCAAAGUACAGACCAACAGGCCGAAAAGUUGUCUUUCAUGCUAGCUUCACUGAAAAUUAUAGAUUGUAUUCAAGAAGCCACUUUGUUAAGGCAUUUGAGCUAAUGCUGCUGUUGAUUGUUUAUAACAUGUUCAGGAAGUCCUAUCAAAGUAACAUGACAUAUGUGUUGAUAACAUAUGCCAUUUGGUUCAUGUCAUUAACUUGGUUGUGUGCACCUUUUCUUUUUAACCCUGCUGGAUUUAGUUGGACCAAAACAGUAGAUGAUUGGAAAGAGUGGAAUAAAUGGAUCAGGCAACAAGGGGGUUUAGGAAUUCAACAAGACAAAAGUUGGCAUUCUUGGUGGCAUGAUGAGCAAGCUCAUCUUCGCCUGUGCGGUGUUGCUUCUAGGUUGGCUGAAAUCUUGCUUUCUCUUCGGUUUUUCAUCUAUCAAUAUGGUUUGGUUUAUCACCUUGACAUCUCUCAGCAUAGCAAAAACUUCUUGGUUUAUGUCCUUUCAUGGAUUGUGAUUGUUGCAAUUUUCCUCUUGGUGAAGGCUGUUAACAUGGGAAGGCAACUACUUAGUGCUAAUUAUCAACUUGGAUUCAGAUUUUUCAAAGCAUUCCUGUUCCUGGCUGUUAUUUCCAUCAUCAUUACUCUUUCUGUUAUAUGUGAAUUGUCAUUGAUGGACCUUUUUGUUUGCUGUCUUGCAUUCAUGCCAACUGCAUGGGGAUUGAUACUGAUUUCACAAGCAGCAAGACCAAUGAUAGAGCAUACAGGAUUGUGGGACUUCACACGUGCACUUGCUAGAGAAUUUGAUUAUGGAAUGGGUAUAGUUCUUUUCGGACCUAUAGCUAUAUUGGCAUGGUUACCAAUCAUUAAAGCCUUCCAUGCUCGUAUUCUUUUCAAUGAGGCAUUCAAAAGGCACUUGCAAAUCCAACCAAUUCUUGCAGGGAAAAAGAAGAAGCACAGAACUUGAUCAUUAUUCUUAUACUUGUUUUUGUAUAGU
Messenger RNA from Abrus precatorius (Indian licorice), 5881 nucleotides. Its product is annotated as putative callose synthase 8. The transcript has 41 exons. The coding region runs from base 386 to 5851 and encodes 1821 amino acids. Gene Ontology annotation, biological process: (1->3)-beta-D-glucan biosynthetic process. Gene Ontology annotation, cellular component: 1,3-beta-D-glucan synthase complex; plasma membrane. The record is from RefSeq and is a predicted model, not a curated record. Lineage: Eukaryota; Viridiplantae; Streptophyta; Magnoliopsida; Fabales; Fabaceae. Gene Ontology annotation, molecular function: 1,3-beta-D-glucan synthase activity.